AUGAGCUACGCCUACCCACGCAGCGCCGGCGCUUCGUCUCUUCCUUCGUUUAAUUCGGUUACCGGGAGAGCAUCGGGUGUUGUCCGGCAGGCAUUGGAGGGACUGCCUGCUACGGCAAAAGAAUGGUUUGCGGAGGGAGCGGCGGGCUUUGGGAGGACGAGGGGCAGGAGUGAUGCCCGUGGCAUGGCGGCGAUGGUUCUACGGCGCCUGUUUACAGUUGCCAAUGCCGUUGUUGUUAUGUGGUUGUUUACGUUGUGGUGGGGAGAGCGGACGGUCUUUCAAGGGGCUAUUGACCGGUGUGUUUGGGAGAGCUGGGAGAAAUGGCCCCAAGCUGCCACGCCGCAUCAUGUUGCUUUCGUUGCCGACCCCCAGCUCGUCGAUCCCCACACUUACCCCGGGCGCCCGUGGCCUCUCUCAACCCUGACGGUCAAAUAUACCGACCAAUAUAUGCGCCGGGCCUUUUCAAAUAUACAAGAAAAUCUAGAGCCCGAUUCAGUCCUGUUUCUUGGAGAUCUGUUUGAUGGGGGGCGAGAAUGGGCUACCAGCACGACCGUUAGUCCCGAGGAUCGAUAUAAGAAGAUCAAGGAUUCGUUCUGGAAGAAGGAAUAUGGCCGGUUCAUGAAGAUAUUCAUGGAUCCAUGGCUCAAGCAGUAUUCGGAUCCAGUCGAUGGUCGCGGACGUCGGAUUAUUGCCAGUCUUCCUGGAAACCAUGAUCUGGGAUUUGGCAAUGGGAUCCAAGAACCCGUGCGUCGGCGGUUCCAAAGCCACUUUGGUAAUGGUAACCGGGUUGAUGUUAUUGGAAACCAUACUUUUGUUUCUAUUGACACAGUCUCGCUGAGUGCAAUGGACCAACCUGAUCCUGUGACGGGAAGCUCCCGUACGAGCGAGGGCGAUGAAGACGCCUCUCCUCGGCCAAUUUGGAAAGACGCCGAUGAGUUUUUGGACCAAAUGGCCACCCACAAAGCUACGGCAGAGACGGAGGAACUUCGGGUGCUACAAAACAAGACCGAAGACAUGCUCUUCAAACAUCGCAUUGUGGAAGCUGGAGAUGACUCCGUUGAACAGCUCCCGCAGCCCAAGUCGGCAGGGUUCCCUACCAUCCUGCUCACGCACGUUCCGCUCUACCGCAAAGCAGCGACCCCCUGUGGUCCGCUGCGUGAGCGUCUUCCACCAUCAGCGCCAGGCCUGGAAGAAGACGAGCCCAACUCGCUCCGGCUGGGUGGUGGUUAUCAGUACCAGAACGUGCUGACCCAGACCAUCUCCACGGAACUAGUGUCCAAGGCCGGCCCAAAUGUCGUCCAGAUUUACUCUGGCGAUGACCAUGACUACUGCGAGGUCAUCCAUCGCGAAUUCAACGGCUCUCCCAACGAGAUCACCGUGAAGAGCCUGUCCUGGGCAAUGGGCGUCCGACACCCAGGCUUCCUACUCACCAGUCUCUGGAACCCAAUUGACCCUAUCACGGGCGAGUCCACCCAAAAAAGCCCCUUGCCCACCAUCCAAAACCACCUCUGCCUCCUCCCCGACCAACUAGGGAUCUUCAUCCAUUACCUUUGCAUCCUGGGCUUAAGCAUCACCAUCCUCUUCGCUCAGGCCCUCUACACUACUAUCCUUUCCCCCGACUCCCCCACCCCCGCCAACGGCUCUGUCCUCCCGCUCACCGAGAGACGCAACUACCACCCCAAUCACCAGUACCAGACAUCCGGUACGUCCAGCUCCACAUUCCCAUCCGGUGGCCUGAUCGGGCGAGCCGAUGGUGACGAUGCUGUGAGCACGAAAGAUAAGGGAUUGUAUCGGCCUGCGGUGGCUGCGAAGGGUCUUAGGGCGAAGACUGCGCUUGUAUGGUGGAACUUCGUGCAUUCCAUCCGAUCAGUUGCGCUGGUUGUGCUGGGAGUGUACUUUGUUUUGAUCUGGCGCUGGUAG
This is a messenger RNA of Penicillium daleae, 1920 nucleotides long. RefSeq names its product putative manganese ion homeostasis (Fr). NCBI's taxonomy places the organism in Eukaryota, Fungi, Ascomycota, Eurotiomycetes, Eurotiales, Aspergillaceae. The record is from RefSeq and is a predicted model, not a curated record. Gene Ontology annotation, cellular component: endoplasmic reticulum. Bases 1 to 1920 code for a protein of 639 amino acids. Gene Ontology annotation, biological process: GPI anchor biosynthetic process. Gene Ontology annotation, molecular function: hydrolase activity. The transcript is spliced from 3 exons.